Xyrauchen texanus (razorback sucker) is the source of this 1635-nucleotide messenger RNA. Its product is annotated as pre-mRNA-splicing factor 38A-like. The record is from RefSeq and is a predicted model, not a curated record. Lineage: Eukaryota; Metazoa; Chordata; Actinopteri; Cypriniformes; Catostomidae. The coding region runs from base 51 to 992 and encodes 313 amino acids. The transcript is spliced from 10 exons. Gene Ontology annotation, cellular component: precatalytic spliceosome.
CCAUGGCACAUUAGCACUCUGGUUUUUCGUUCAUUUAUAUUUUUUAAAUCAUGGCUAAUAGAACUGUAAAAGAUGCCAACAGUAUACAUGGAACAAAUCCUCAAUAUCUAGUGGAGAAGAUUAUACGGACCCGUAUAUAUGAGUCCAAAUACUGGAAAGAGGAAUGUUUUGGACUUACGGCUGAGCUUGUCGUGGACAAAGCGAUGGAGCUGAAGUUUGUUGGUGGAGUAUAUGGAGGAAACAUCAAGCCGACUCCAUUCUUAUGUCUAACACUGAAGAUGCUGCAGAUCCAGCCGGAAAAGGACAUCAUUGUAGAAUUCAUAAAAAAUGAAGAUUUUAAGUAUGUCCGAAUGCUUGGAGCAAUGUAUAUGCGCCUGACUGGAACUUCUGUGGACUGUUACAAAUAUUUAGAGCCAUUAUACAAUGACUACAGAAAAAUUAAAAGCCAGAAUAGAAACGGAGAGUUUGAGUUGAUGCAUGUGGAUGAGUUCAUAGAUGAGCUCCUUCAUGCGGAGCGAAUGUGUGACAUCAUCCUCCCUAGACUUCAGAAGAGGCAGGUUUUAGAGGAAGCCGAGCUUCUGGAUACCCGUAUAAGUGCCCUGGAGGAAGACCUGGAUGAGGUUGAGACCAGUGAAGAAGAGGAUGAGGAAGAAGACAAGCCAGAGAGAGCUCAGACACCAGAGCCGCACAGGCGAAGUUACAGAGAUGUGGACCGGCCUCGCAGAUCUCCAUCUCCACGCUACAGACGCAGCCGCUCACCAAGAAGACGAAGCAGAUCACCUAAAAGACGAAGCCCAUCACCCAGACGUGAGCGAGAUCGGGACCGCCAUCGCAGCAAAAGUCCCCGUAGACACCGCAGCAGAUCCAGGGAUCGAAGGCAUCGCUCCAAAUCCCCAGGUCACCACAGAAGUCAUCGGCAUCGCAGUCACUCCAAGUCCCCAGAAAGUCGGACAAAGAAGAGUCACAAGAGGAGUCGAAGAGGAAAUGAGUGAUUAUUGUUUUUAUUGCUGUUUUUGUCCUCUGAAAUAUAGGGAAAUACAAAGAAAUGUAUGUCAUAAAAGCUUAAUCUCUUUGUGUAAAUCACCUAGCCAAAUUAAUUCCUCUGAGGGUUUUUUUGAUGCUGUUUUAUACUUUUAAUUAGGAUUUACUACCACAAUUUGAAGAGUUAUGUUUUUUUUUCUGUUUGUAAGUUUCAUCCUGAAUUUACUAUACUGUGUACAAUAAACACUUGGUAUAUUGUAGUUUUACCAUUGGUAGCAUUUCAUCUGUUAUAAAGACAAUGAGUCCAACUGUCAACAAACAUUUGCCAUUAUUGUGUGUUUCUGAUUUCAGAAAAAUGUCCAUAGUAACUAAAUUGAUCUUGCCGAGUGAAAGCUGGGCCAAACAACCAUUAUAGCUAGUACUGUUGUAGUACUUUCAGAUAAACCAUGUAAUUAUUGGACAUGAAAAUUUGUUCAAGAGACUAUUUGACCUCAUGUAUCACUGUAAUGUUUAAGUGUCAGGAGGUAAUAUUAAAUGAGGGUCAUCUGCAAAAUGAAAUUGAUCCUUUUAAUUUUGUCUGCCUGAUUAGACUUUUUAAACUUGACUGCCAGGGGGGGUUGAAAUUCUAGAUUACUAUGUAGUUUACGGAUAAAU